This is a messenger RNA of Quercus lobata, 1729 nucleotides long. Its product is annotated as UPF0183 protein At3g51130. The transcript is spliced from 14 exons. Bases 148 to 1461 code for a protein of 437 amino acids. The record is from RefSeq and is a predicted model, not a curated record. Lineage: Eukaryota; Viridiplantae; Streptophyta; Magnoliopsida; Fagales; Fagaceae.
UCCCAUUCCGAACCAACACUGCCAUUCGUAUUUAAGCAAUCAACACCUGUUCAGUUCUUUUGCGAAAGUAACGGAGGUUCCCUAAAACAAAAGAAAAAGAAAAAGAAAAAAAAACGAAAGCCAAACCCGAAAAGACCCAAUUUGGUUAUGUCGCAGAGAACUAGACGACGCUGCGAGGGCACAGCCAUGGGUGCCAUCGUUCUCGACCUCCGACCCGGUCUCGGUAUCGGACCUUUCUCUCUCGGGAUGCCAAUAUGUGAAGCAUUUGCUCAGAUAGAGCAGCAGCCUAAUAUCUAUGACGUUGUUCACGUGAAGUACUUUGAUGAGGAGCCGCUGAAACUGGAUCUUGUUAUUAGCUUUCCAGAUCAUGGUUUUCAUCUUCGUUUUGAUCCUUGGUCUCAGAGGCUAAGGCUUAUUGAAAUUUUUGAUGUAAAACGGCUUCAAAUGCGCUAUGCUACUUCUCUGAUUGGGGGACCAUCCACUCUAGCUACUUUUGUAGCUGUAUAUGCACUUUUUGGGCCAACCUUUCCUGGAAUUUAUGACAAAGUUAGAGGUGUUUACAAUCUAUUUUACCCAGGCCUAUCCUUUGCUUUUCCAAUUCCUAGCCAGUAUACAGAUUGCUGCCAUGAUGGGGAAGCGGAAUUGCCAUUAGAGUUUCCGGAUGGCACCACACCUGUGACUUGCCGUGUCUCCAUAUAUGAUAGUUCUACAGACAAGAAAGUUGGUGUAGGAUCCUUAAUGGACAAGGCUUAUGCUCCUCCAUUACCUGCUGGCAGUCUUUACAUGGAAGAGGUGCAUGUUAAGCUUGGAGAAGAAUUGUAUUUCACUGUUGGUGGCCAACAUAUUCCUUUCGGUGCGUCCCCACAGGAUGUGUGGACUGAAUUAGGCCGUCCUUGUGGAAUUCAUCAAAAGCAGGUAGAUCAAAUGGUUAUUCACUCUGCAUCAGACCCUCGUCCACGGACAACACUUUGUGGUGAUUAUUUCUACAAUUAUUUUACCCGUGGUUUGGACAUCUUAUUUGAUGGGCAGGUAACAACUUUUAGUUUUUGGGUUCUAGUGAUAUGUGCAAUCAUGAUACCAUGCACGAUGACCUUUGCACUUAGGAAUUAUAAUAUCAGUGUUUUGUAUUUGCAGACCCAUAAAAUCAAGAAGUUUGUUUUGCACACAAACUAUCCUGGUCAUGCAGACUUCAAUUCAUAUAUAAAGUGCAAUUUUGUUAUAUUUGGUUCGGACUUUGAGGGUUCUUUUGAGGAAGUAAAUAGCAGUGGACACAGGAUUACACCAAGCACCAAGUGGGAGCAAGUGAAGGAAAUCCUUGGUGACUGUGGGCGAGCUGCCAUCCAAACACAAGGUUCUACUAGCAAUCCUUUUGGAUCUACAUUUGUGUAUGGUUAUCAAAAUGUUGCAUUUGAGGUGAUGAAGAAUGGCUAUAUUGCAACUGUAACUCUCUUCCAAUCAUGAGUAUAGUGUCUGGUUUGUUCAAAUUGGAUGCUGACACAUCACGAGGAGUAGGUGGGAUAUGUACAUUCAAUUGGUGCUGAAGCAGCAAAUACUCUAUGUAACUUCACCAUGGCACGGGACACUUUGUACAGUUAUUUAUUAAUUUGUACAGAAACGUUUAUAUUGUGCUAAUAUUUAUUUGACUUGGUAAUUGUUCAAAGAAAAGAUGCAAAGACAAACUGCCACUUUUCAUUUUAUAGAAUGUACAUUUCAUAUCUCAGUUUAGGCA